ACUGCACACACGCUCGCGACAGAACAUUUUACAAGAGCGUGUCCACGGCGCAGUCUCAGCCAGUCACGCACACUUUUGCUCAACGUGCACCGCACGCUGCCGGGCACGGCGAUGUCCACUGACUCCCCUCUGCGCUUUGGAAGACUUCUAAGAGCACCUCUCGUUUGUCGUCAUCCUCCUCCUCCUCUUUCUCCUCAACCUUUUCUUCUUCUCCUUCUUCUCCUUUUACCGCGCGAGUGGAGUAUUGUGGCGUAGUGGAGCUCCGCGCCACUAACGCCCGCCUCCCCGCACCUUCACCCGGCUCUCGUGCGCAGUUACACCCAUGGAACUCUAACUAUGGAUUACCGCUUGAUAGCGUUGCUGUCUGUCGUGUUGCCGUUCACCUUCCACCCAGGCGACAGCAAGCCCAGCAUCACCCCAAAGGGACCCCACCUGGUGGUUCCGCUCAACGCGCCCUUUGACCUGCGCUGCCAGGGCGAGAAGGAAAUCCAGUGGCAGCGGCAGGAGCGGCCCAAGGUGCGGGGCGAGCGGCGCACGGAAGGCGCGUCGGCCUUGCACGUGGCCCGCGCGCUGCCCGUUCACAUGGGCCGCUAUGUUUGCCUGGAGAGGACGAGCGGCGAGCAGGCGUCCAUCUACGUCUUCGUCAACGAUCCGAACAACCCUUUUAGGAAAUCGAUGGUGUUGAACAUCCUCACCCGCGUGGGCGCCGCCGCAUCCAUCCCCUGCCUGGCAACCGAUCCCGGUUUGUCAGACCUGCACCUCGAGACCUGCUCCGGGGCGCCCCUGGCCCCCGGCCUUCGCCUCUCCGCCAGCCUGGAGCAAGGCGUGGUGGUCCGCAACGCGCUCAAGUCCUACGAGGGCUGCUACGUGUGCGCCGGCACGCUGCGGGGGCGGCGCGUACGCUCGCACAACUACCACCUCACCGUCAAGCCAGUGCCCGUGGCGCCCCCCGUCAUUGAGAUGCAAGCGCCCGAGCGGGUCAUCCUCACCCUGAACGAGACCGUGGCCCUCACCUGCAACACCACCAACGUCAACGGCGAUAUCAAGCUCAAGUGGGUCGCCCCGCCCAGCUCGGGUGCCGUCUGGUAUCCACAGCAACCAGCAAAGGUUGACACUGCCUCGCGUAUCCGGGCGGAGCACUUGGACCACAUGCGAAGCGCCACCCUGCGCCUGGGCGCCGCCGCCCGCCGCGACGCCGGACGCUACCGCUGCGAGGCAGAGAACGAGAAGGGGGUCAGCGUGCGCUCCGUGUGGCUCGACGUCUACGACAAAGGAUUCAUCAACGUCACGUCAACAAGCAACAGGACCAUACACGUGCGCGCGGGCGAUAGCUUAUCCCUGGUGGUGGAGAUGGAGGCUUACCCCAGGCCCCGCGCCUUCUCCUGGAGCUUCAUGGGCCACGAGCUGAAGAACAACAGCGACCACGUCAUCACCACGCAGAGCGCACGCGACUACAGGUACAGCAGCGAGCUGAGGUUAGUGCGACUGAAGACGUCGGAAAGCGGCGUUUACACGUUUAAAGUUUCCAAUCGCGACGUCUCAAUGAACGAGACCUUUACCAUCUUUGUGACCACCAAACCUGAAAUUGUGUCGCACGAGGGCCCGGUGGACGGGCAAGUGCGUUGUGUGGCCGAAGGAUUUCCCGCCCCCAAGAUCGCAUGGUACUACUGCGAGCAGCCCUACAUAAGGUGCUCCCAGCAGGUGAACGCUAGCCAAGAAGAGACAGACAUCAUCACCAUCACACUGUUCAGCCCCAUGUUUGGUAAAACGGAAGUGGAGAGCCGGGUCAACGUCAGCCGGGGACGCUUCAGUACACUGGAGUGCGUGGCCACGGUGGAGGGCGAGCAGGCCUACACGCUCUUCUCCAUCAGCGAGAGAACCGUUCCUCACGGUCUAUUCACCCCACUGCUGAUCGGCUUGGUAGCAGCAGCCUCCGUCCUCUGUGUGGUUCUCGUCACACUCUUCUACAAGUAUCUGCAGAAACCGAAAUACCAAGUGCAGUGGAAGGUUAUCGAAGGAAUCCACGGGAACAGCUACGUCUACAUCGACCCCACGCAGCUCCCCUACGAUCAUCAUUGGGAGUUUCCCAGAAACAACCUGCGAUUUGGGAAGACACUCGGCUCGGGCGCUUUCGGGAAAGUGGUGGAAGCCACGGCGUACGGAAUCUCCGAGUCCGAUUCGGUCACCACGGUGGCGGUCAAGAUGCUGAAAUCGAGCGCUCAUGCCACCGAAAAGGAAGCCCUGAUGUCUGAGCUGAAGGUUCUCAGUUACCUGGGAAACCACAUGAACAUCGUCAACCUGCUAGGAGCCUGCACCGUGGGAGGCCCCACGCUGGUGAUUACAGAGUACUGCUGCUUUGGAGACCUGCUCAACUUCUUACGAAGGAAGAGAGAAUGUUUCUUCGUCUCCAAAACGGAUGAAGACUGCUACUAUCACAAUGUGGUGUCGCAGAGGGUCACAGCGGGCUUGAACGGCUACAUGCCCAUGCGGCCUUCUGCCGCUGGCAAGUCGCCGUCGUCCUCGUCCUCAUCCUCAUCCACAAGCACCGUGGAGAAGAGAAGUUCCUUCCGCAAAGGCGGUUACUACGGCGAAGGGGACGGCGAGAUGGAAAUGUUCGACGAUGACGGCCUGCCGCUGGACACUGAGGAUCUCCUGAGCUUCUCUUACCAGGUGGCCAAAGGGAUGGAAUUCUUGGCUUCCAAGAAUUGCAUCCACAGAGACCUCGCGGCCAGAAACAUCCUGCUCACUCAAGGGCGAGUGGCAAAGAUCUGUGAUUUCGGCUUGGCCCGAGACAUCAACACGGACUCCAACUAUGUUGUCAAAGGCAACGCUCGGCUGCCUGUCAAGUGGAUGUCACCCGAGAGCAUCUUCGAGUGUGUGUACACGUUCGAGAGCGACGUGUGGUCGUACGGUAUUCUGCUGUGGGAGAUUUUCUCGCUAGGGAACAGUCCUUAUCCCGGAAUGCCCGUGGACGCCAAGUUCUACAAGCUGAUUAAAGAAGGAUACAGGCUGGACUCGCCCGAGUUUGCACCUUGUGAAAUGUAUGAGAUCAUGCGGUCCUGCUGGGACGCCAACCCUAUCCAGAGGCCUUCCUUCAGGAAGGUGGUGGAGAGAAUCGAGCAGCAGCUGUCAGAUGCAGCCAAGCACAUCUAUUUGAACUUCAGCUCCAGGAUGACGGUGCCGUCCAGGCACAGCGCCACCACCAUCCCCAUUGGGGAGGAAGAUGGUGAGGAGGAGCCUAGCAUUCCCAACACGUCCUUCCAGCUCAGCUCAAAUGGCAGCGGCGCUCCGACGCAGCCCUUACUGGCCCAGCACAAGGUUUUCCUGGAAGGCACGGGUCUCGGAGUCCAGCGUGUGUGACGAGUCCCGCCCCCCCCACCCCCCACUCCUCCCCUCGCCUCUUAAAAGAAGUGCCUCUCAUAUUCUGCUACGACAUCAAAAAAACAAAAACACUGCCGCUACCCCCUCCCCCUCCCAACCUGUCCCCAUCCCUGAAAAAGACUGCCCACAUUCUCCACAAAGACUGUGUUUUGCCCAAAAAAAACAAAAGUGUCCUCCCCCUUUGCCCCAAUGUGGGCACUCCAGACAAAACAAAGCAGAACAUUUUGUCAUGAAUGUGACUGUCUGUGACUUUCAAGGGAGGACUCUUCAAAGAAAAAAAAAACCCUAAAUAUACAUAUACUGUAUAUAUAUAUUACACCCUGAUGUCUGUCAUAAUGAUGGUUUUAUCAGCUCUCUUUGAAGUUUUUUUCCUUUUUACCACUCUUUUUCUUACACUUCUGACAUUUUCUCUGCAAUGGAAAAAAGAAAAAUGCUCUCGAGGCACUGAUCACAUAUCAUUCCACACAUCCCGUAGUGCAGCUUUCCCUUUUCUUUUUUUGAUUAUUAUUAUUUUUAAUUAUUUUAUUGUCAGUAUUACAUUUCAAAUGAAGGUGAUCUUUAUUCAGGGUCCAACUUUUCAAACUGAGCUACUUUAUUAGUUUUUUUAAAUCAGCUAUUGUUAAAGACCGCCUGAUCCGCUUUCAGGAGAUUUUCAGAUCAUUUCACUGCCACAGAGCUGCGAGCUGCCAGAAAAGGCCUUAAGACAAGGUACGCUAGCUUGUUUUGUAGAUAUUUGCGUGGGUUUUUAGCGGGCUAGCUUUAGCAGGUGAACAUCAAACGUCGAAAAAAAAAGUUUGUGUUUCUGCCUCGUUGUUUACAUGCUGGUACUGCCAUUUCAGAGAUUUCUGUUGUUGUUUUUUGGGGAG
Messenger RNA from Hippocampus zosterae (dwarf seahorse), 4247 nucleotides. RefSeq names its product KIT proto-oncogene, receptor tyrosine kinase a (gene kita). The transcript is spliced from 21 exons. NCBI's taxonomy places the organism in Eukaryota, Metazoa, Chordata, Actinopteri, Syngnathiformes, Syngnathidae. Gene Ontology annotation, molecular function: cytokine binding; ATP binding; transmembrane receptor protein tyrosine kinase activity. The record is from RefSeq and is a predicted model, not a curated record. Bases 337 to 3360 code for a protein of 1007 amino acids. Gene Ontology annotation, cellular component: signaling receptor complex. Gene Ontology annotation, biological process: multicellular organism development; protein phosphorylation; positive regulation of cell migration.